AUGACAGAAAGGACACCGAGGUACCAAACCAGAAGCAAAUCAAAGACAGGCGCUAACCAACAGCCCGACGACAAUUUGUUGGGGGCAGCUGCACUCUCAGCGAAUACAGGGGCAGUCAGAAAGAAUUUUGGAGCAGAUAAGAAUUUUGAAUCGGAUACCGAUGACUUAACACCACAAAAUGAUAAGAUAAGUAACUCCUCUAAUUCUCCACCACCCACUGCAAUGCUUGUUCGUAAAAGAGCGCUUGCAGAGACUUUUAGAGACGAGCACAAUGUAAACCUGAGCUUGGCUGAACUUCCAAGCUUGUACGAAAAGCAUGGCUUGUACGAAAAGCAUGGCUCAUAUGAAAACCCUGGUUGUAAUGAAAAUUCUGGCUCAUAUCAAAACCCUGGCUUGCAUAAAAACCCUGGCUCUCAACAAAACCCUGGCUUAUCCCUGCUAUAUCACACUAGGACUGAUAAUAUUGAACCUCAAAAUAGAAGUAGAAAUAGAUUUAGUACUAACCUAGACAGGACAACUAAAAAACAAUUCGAAGAACUUUUACAUUUUGCUCAGGAAAACAAACAUAUUCUUAAUGUCAAAUUGAAGCCCACUGAAGUCAUUACGUUAAAUUCCUUGUGGAAUGACUUUGCCACAAGAAUAAACAAAAAAAAUAUUGGCCCGGCAAAGACGUCGAGCCAAUGGAAGCAAGUUUUCACUGAAUGGAAGGCAAAUGUGCGGCGCAAGGCUAGGGUGGUGGAGCAAAGUAGGAUCCAAACUGGAGGAGGGCCAGCAAACUCAACAGGAUUGAAUCCCAUUGAGGAGCAAUUGCUGGCCCUCACUUCCAAAAUAUAUUUUGGAGAUUGCGAUAUUGAAGAGGCUGGUGUCUCAGCCUCCGCCCCAGCCGCAGCAUCACCUCCAGGUUAG
Messenger RNA from Brassicogethes aeneus, 906 nucleotides. The record is from the annotation of a GenBank genome assembly. NCBI's taxonomy places the organism in Eukaryota, Metazoa, Arthropoda, Insecta, Coleoptera, Nitidulidae.